This is a messenger RNA of Melospiza georgiana, 2163 nucleotides long. RefSeq names its product junctophilin 2 (gene JPH2). NCBI's taxonomy places the organism in Eukaryota, Metazoa, Chordata, Aves, Passeriformes, Passerellidae. The transcript is spliced from 5 exons. The record is from RefSeq and is a predicted model, not a curated record. Gene Ontology annotation, cellular component: sarcoplasmic reticulum; junctional membrane complex; plasma membrane. The coding region runs from base 1 to 2163 and encodes 720 amino acids.
AUGAGCGGCGGCAGGUUUGAUUUCGAUGAUGGAGGCGCCUAUUGCGGGGGCUGGGAGGGGGGCAAAGCCCACGGGCACGGCAUCUGCACCGGCCCCAAGGGCCAGGGCGAGUACUCGGGCUCCUGGAACUACGGCUUCGAGGUGGUGGGCAUCUACACGUGGCCCAGCGGCAACACCUACGAAGGCUACUGGUCCCAAGGCAAGAGGCACGGGCUGGGAAUCGAGACCAAAGGACGGUGGGUUUACAGAGGAGAGUGGACCCAUGGCUUUAAGGGACGGUACGGCGCCAGGCAGAGCAUGAGCAGCGGAGCCAAGUACGAGGGCACAUGGAACAAUGGCCUGCAGGAUGGCUACGGCACCGAGACCUACGCUGACGGGGGCACGUACCAGGGCCAGUUCACCAACGGCAUGCGGCACGGCUACGGCGUGCGCCAGAGCGUGCCCUACGGCAUGGCCUCGGUGGUGCGCUCCCCUCUGCGCACCUCGCUGUCCUCCCUGCGCAGCGAGCACAGCAACGGCACCCUGCCGCAGCAGGACUCGCCCGCCGCCAACGCCGAGAGCCUGCCCCUCUCGCCCACCAUCACCCGCGGCGGCUUCGCCCUCAGCCUCUACGCGGACGCCGAGGCCGCCAAGGCCAAGAAGGGCGGGCUCUUCCGCAGGGGCUCCUUGCUGGGCAAGCUGAAGAAGUCCGAGUCCAAGUCGUCCCUGGCCAGCCAGAAGAGCCGAGUCAGCUUCCUCAAGAGCGAGAGCGGGAUCAGCUCGGCCGCCAGCGAUGCCACCUCCACCGUCAGCCUGGGCGAGGGCGCCGAGGGCGAGGAGUACACCCCGUUCGAGUCCGACAUCGACGCCACCACCACCGAGACCUACAUGGGCGAGUGGAAGAACGACAAACGCGCCGGCUUCGGCGUCAGCGAGCGCUCCAGCGGGCUCAAGUACGAGGGCGAGUGGCUGGACAACCUGCGGCACGGCUACGGCUGCACCACGCUGCCCGACGGCAAGAAGGAGGAGGGCAAGUACCGCCACAACGUCCUGGUCAAGGGCAUGAAGAAGCGGGUGAUACCCCUCAAGAGCGCCAAGAUCCGGCAGAAGGUGGACAGGAGCGUGGAGGGGGCUCAGAGGGCAGCGGCCAUUGCCCGGCAGAAGUCGGAGAUUGCGGCAUCCAGGACGGCUCAUGCCAAGGCCAAGGCUGAAGGCUCUGAGCAGGCAGCUCAGGCAGCCAACAACGAAUCAGGCAUAGCCAGAAUGAUGGCCAGGGAGCUCUCCCCAGACUUCUACCAGCCAGGCCCCGAGUACCAGAAGCGGAAGCUGCUGCAGGAGAUCAUCGAGAACGCCGAGCAUGCGGUCAACAUGGAGGAGGAGGCGCCACGGCCCGAGGCCGCCCCGCCGCCCCCCACGCCUCCCGAGAGCCCCCAGCUCCACGAGCAGGAGGAGCCACAGCCCCGCACCAGCCCGGCGCCCAGCCCUGCCGCCACCCCUCCCGAGGCCAAGCGGGCCAAGGCGGCUCCCCGGCAGGACGGGGCCCUGCGGCCGGGCAGCUGGGCCGAGGCGGGCGGGAGGGCGGGUGAUGGCAGCCCAGCACCCUCUGAGGGCGAGGGCCGGCCGGCCUCGCGGGGCCGCGGCCGUGCUGCCGAGCAGAUGGAGAUCGGGCCGCUGCAGCGCAUGGCGCGCGAGCCCGACGUCGAGCACUUCAAGGGCUACCACAGCUACGCCGUGCGGACGUCACCGGUGACCCCCGCCACGGACUAUGAGGAAGAGCAGUUCCCUGAGAAUGAGCCGCCCUCCCCGGAGCCCCGAGGGGAGCCCCAGCGCCGGGGGGGCACCCCUGGCCCGCCACAGGGCCGCGAGGAGAAGCCAUCGGCGGCGGCGGCGGAGGCCAAGCCGGAGCCGCCUCGGGCCAAGGAGCCACAGCAGCAGCAGCGCCCCAGCCCCGAGCGCAGGGCCCUGGGCCGGGCCGAGCCCGCGGCCGACAGGAAGACUGAGGCCAGGGCACCCGGCCGGACCGAGCCCAAGGCAGGGGCCAAGCGCGGCCCGGCCCAGGCGGCGGCAGUGGUGGCAGCACAGAAGGCGGAGGAGUGUGAAGAGGGACCUAACACAAUCGUGAUCUGCAUGGUCAUCUUACUGAACAUUGGUCUGGCCAUCCUAUUUGUACAUUUUUUGACAUGA